UUCUGAUCAGUAGCGUGCCUCAAUUCAAAGUAUAUAGAUCAAAAACCAAAACGAUGAAUCCCGAAAAAUGGGUCCUCAAUUUACUGCUUCCGUUUCUUUUCUUUAAAUUUUGCACUUCCAUUGACACCUUAACUCCCACCCAAUCCAUCAAAGACAACGACGUUUUGGUGUCCAGUGGCGAAACCUUCGCACUGGGAUUUUUCAGCCCGGGAAAUUCCAGUCGCAGGUAUGUUGGAAUAUGGUAUAACAAGAUUUCAGAACAAACUGUCGUUUGGGUGGCCAAUAGGGAUAGCCCAAUCAACGGUACCUCCGGGGUUCUAUCCCUCAACCGGGAUGGAAACCUUGUCAUCUACGAUAAUACCCAAAAUCGUACUAUUUGGCAUACAAAUGUAUCCGCGGUUUCUUACUCUGCUCGACUCUUGGAUUCCGGGAAUUUGGUGUUGUUCCGAGGAGAUAGUGAGAGUGGUAAUGUUGUUUGGCAAAGUUUUGAUCACCCUACGAAUACCUUGUUGCCAAACAUGAAGCUUGGGUUGGAUCGGAGGACAGGUCUUGAAUGGUCUCUCACAUCGUGGAAGUCGAGAGACGACCCUGGUAUAGGAGAAUACUCCUAUCGGGUUGAACCGAAUGAGUUGCCCCAAUUGAUACUAUUUAAGGGCUCAAUCCGAGUUUGGCGGAUACCCGCAUGGUUAGAACGCCCUAAGAGAGCAAUUUCCAUACUCAUUGGAACUUACGUGAACAAUCGCGACCAAGUCUAUUCGUUUUACACCCCAAUCAAUGCCUCGAACCUGUUGACAGUGUUCUUGGAUGAAUUGGGUUCUUUAAAAAUGCUGACAUGGGUUGGUAGAUGGGUCGAGUUCUAUUCGGUCCCUGAAGACCAAUGCGUUUAUUAUGGCCGAUGUGGUGCUUAUGGUUACUGCGACUCAAAUAACGGGCAAGAGUUCGAGUGCACGUGCCUUCCAGGAUAUGAGCCCAAGUCAGUAGAGGAGUGGUACCUGCGGGAUGCAUCGGGAGGGUGCGUCAAGAAGCGCGAGGCACUUUCCAUGUGUGGAAACGGAGAAGGGUUUGUCAAGGUUGCGAAUGCAAGGAUUCCAGAUACAUCCAAGGCACAUGUAUCGAUGAGCCUCAAUGAGCCUGAGUGCAAGGAUGAGUGCUUGAGAAACUGCUCUUGUCUUGCGUACACGAGUGAUGCAGAAGCAGGAGCGAGGGGGAACUGCAUCACUUGGUAUGAAAAUUUGAUGGAUGUGAGAAGGCACGUGAGAAGAUUUCCUAGUGGGGGACUAGACUUGUAUGUACGGGUUGAUGCGGUGGAAUUAGCUCAACGUAUGGAAUCUAGAAGAAUAAAGCGAAGGAACGUGGCCGUUGUUGCGACAUCAGUUGUCUUGCCAUUUGUCGUCGGUAUCAUCUUAGUUUGUUGGUUGGUGAUGAAGAAGCGAAGAAGAGGGAUAGACAUUCAAGACAGUACUGAUGAAGAAAACGUAGAACUGCCCUUCUUUGAUAUGGUCACCCUUGCAGAGGCGACUAACAACUUUUCUGAUACAAAUAAAAUUGGACAAGGGGGUUUCGGCUCUGUUUACAAGGGGCGUUUAUCAACCGGAAAAGACAUAGCCGUCAAGCGGCUUUCGAGGGACUCCAAACAAGGUUUGAAGGAAUUCAAAAACGAGGUUAUUUUGAUCGCCAAACUUCAACACCGUAAUCUAGUUAGGCUUUUGGGAUGUUGCAUCCUCGGAGAAGAACGGAUACUAGUUUACGAGUACAUGCCUAAUGGAAGCUUGGAUUCCUUCAUUUUUGAAAUAACACGAAGUAAAUUGCUCACAUGGAGUAGGCGUAUGGAUAUCAUUGUUGGGAUUGCUAGGGGGAUUCUUUAUCUUCAUCAAGAUUCGAGAUUGAGAGUCAUUCAUAGGGAUCUUAAAGCUAGCAAUGUGCUACUUGAUAGUGAGAUGAAUCCCAAAAUUUCAGAUUUUGGCUUGGCUAGGGCCUUUGGAGGUGAUCAGUCAUCUGCAAAAACAAAAAGGGUGGUCGGAACUUAUGGUUACAUGGCUCCCGAAUACGCAAUCGAUGGCCUAUUUUCAACGAAAUCAGAUAUUUUUAGCUUUGGAGUCAUAGUUUUGGAGAUAAUGAGUGGCAAAAUGAAUAGAAAAUUCCAUCACGUAGACCAUGAUCUAAACCUUCUUGGACAUGUAAGUUCAAAGACAAAGAACCUGAUAGCCUUUCACCAACCCCAUAUUUUUCGAUAGUUGAUUUCUAACUAUAUUGAAUCAUUUUUAGGCAUGGAAACUUUGGAUUGAUGGAAAGGCUUUUGAAUUAAUAGAUCCAGUGAUGGAGGGUUCAUUUCCAAUGUCUAAGGUGUUGAGAUGUAUACAGAUUAGUCUCCUAUGCGUGCAGAAAUGCCAUGAAGACAGGCCGACUAUGUCGUCCGUGGUCUUAAUGUUGGUUUCAGAUGUUGUAGCUUUGCCCCAACCCAAGCAACCUGGCUUUUAUAUUGAGAGGAGUUCCAAAGAGACGCCUGAACGUUCGCCGGCUCAAAGUUCUCCGAGCAUCAAUGAAGUGACAAUGACCCAGCUAGAGGCUCGCUAAAAUAUGUC
Molecule: messenger RNA, 2582 nt
Organism: Rhododendron vialii
Lineage: Eukaryota; Viridiplantae; Streptophyta; Magnoliopsida; Ericales; Ericaceae
Product: G-type lectin S-receptor-like serine/threonine-protein kinase RKS1
Exons: 6
Coding region: 54-2234 (726 amino acids)
Biological process (GO): recognition of pollen; protein phosphorylation
Molecular function (GO): protein serine/threonine kinase activity; ATP binding
Source: RefSeq, a predicted model, not a curated record